AUGGAUCAGGGAAUAAUACAAAAUUUCAAAACAUUAUACCGCAAAGAAAUUAUUCGAAAAAUUGUUUACGAUAUUGAUGAAGGCAAACCAUGUUCAAUAAAUCUAUUACAAUCCAUGCGUAUGUGUGAAAAAGUAUGGCGUAAUGUACAACCAAGUACAAUUGUCAAUUGUUUCAAAAAAGUUGGAUUCUAUUUUAAUGAUGAGCAGUUUGAUGGUGAUGGUUUAGAAAACAAUGACGAUGAUGAUGGUGGAUAUGAUUGGCAAAUUGUAGCAGAUAAACUUAAUAUAGAUCAAGAGUUUACAUUUCAAUCAUAUGUUACAAUCGAUGAUAAUGUUGUAGUCAGUGGAAUGUUAACUGAUAAAGAAAUCAUGGGUAUAAAUAUAUCAAAUAGUGGUUCCAAAAAUAAUGAAGAUGAUGAGCCUGAAACAACUUUAAAUAUGAUUACGGCGAACCAAGCAAUGUCAUCAUUACAAACUGUUAGACAAUUUGUUGAAUCUGUCGAAGGCGUGGAUACUUCUAUUUUCGAAUCCAUAGACAAAUUAGAAGAUUUUGUCAAUAAACAGCCAAAAAACCAAAAAUUAAUAAUACAUUAUUUUUCUACUGUAUCUACUGUAUAA
This is a messenger RNA of Daktulosphaira vitifoliae (grape phylloxera), 618 nucleotides long. Its product is annotated as tigger transposable element-derived protein 6-like. The record is from RefSeq and is a predicted model, not a curated record. The transcript has a single exon. Lineage: Eukaryota; Metazoa; Arthropoda; Insecta; Hemiptera; Phylloxeridae. The coding region runs from base 1 to 618 and encodes 205 amino acids. Gene Ontology annotation, molecular function: nucleic acid binding.